GCGGAUAUCGCGAUUUACGGAACCGAUUUUUGUGCUAAAAUUUUGGUUCUCGUUUUUUUCACUCUUUUUUAAGGCAGCGUGAGGCAGACGUAGUUUUGUGGAAUUUCUUUUUAGAAACAGAUAUACAAAUAGAUACUUUUUGGAAAGAAGAAAAGCUAAUCUUGCUUUAUUUAAGAAAUUUAUGCAUAGUUAUUACACUUUUUUAUCGAUUAUUUUGCUUCUGAAUAUUUGGUUGGUGUUCUCACAUGAAUUUGUAGUAGAAGAAAUGUUGAGCCGGCUUUUUUUUUUAUUCAGACAUAUUUCUACAUGCAUUUUCUAUGGGCAUGCCAAAUUUCAACGAAAAAUAAUUGGUAGCAGAUAGUUUAAAAUGUAUUAUAUUACUUAUACCACUUAUUUUAGGUAGCCUUAGGUAAACGUUUUUUUUUGUGUUUGUUUUAAGAAACAUGCAUAAACAUAAAUUAUUUUCAUAAAGAAGAAAGGUAGAUCUAGAUUUUUAUAUGACUUUUAUGCAUGGUUACCCAACAUUUUUAUGUAUUAUUUUGCUGACAAUAUUGCAUGAAAAUAUUGUCCCUGUUCUCACAUUAAUUUAAUGUCGAAGGAAUGUUGAGCCGGCUUUUUUUGUUAGUUUUUCUAUAUUUUACAUACAUUUUCUAAGCACCUGCCAAAAAUCAACGAAAAAUAAUUGGUAGCAGAUAGUAUACUAGGUGUUAGACUUUUGGUACAUAAUUUUGGUUUUUCUGUUGUUUUUUUUCGUUAAGCUUGUUACGGGUGUGGAUAGGGGGGCCGACUAUACAAAAACAUAACAAAUCCCAAUAUCGUAUUAUUUUGAAUUUUAUUUUUAGAUUAAAAAAAAAAAUGAAUACUAACACUGUUAGUAACAGAGAUGUUGUUAGAUCUAUAACAGAUAAUCCUUCUGCACAUUAUGAAGCUUUUUUGAGAUAUCUUCAAUCUACCCAGCCUACCACAGCUCUAGUUCCAUCCUCAAUUGCAUUGAGUGUUCCAUCUACAUCUGGAAUAAUUGUUACAUCUUCAGCUGCUACAAGUGGUACGUUUAUAAACUAUUAUUUUCUAAUAUGUGUAUGCAUAAUUUACAUGUGUAAAAGUAUUUUUUCUAAUAUGUGCAUGCAUAUCUUAUCGAUAGCAAGUAAAUUGUAUUUUUAUUUUUAAAAAAUUUUACCUUUGGUCCCACAACCUCCACAACAAUCAACACAACCUUCUGCUGGUAAAUUUAUGAUUUAGAAAUGUUGCUGAAUGAUUAUUUAAUUCAUUAUAUUUUUAUUUAUAUUCACAAAUUAGUACAUUUAUAUUAUGUUAUCCUUCAAAGUGUAGUAGAAGUAAAAACCCAGAGCAGUAUUUGAUUUUUUACUUUUGCAAUUAUUAACAUUUGAUUUAUUUAUUUUAAGUCUUUCACAAAAUGGUUUAAAAGCAAAGCAUUGACAGAUGUAGUAGUUUGCAAGGGACCUGUUUUGUAUGUUUUCAAUGUAAUUAAAAGUUUUAGGAUUUUUUGAGGUUUUGAAAUUUUGAGGUUUUCUCAUAGCCUAUAUUAAAUGCAGUUUCAAAUUUAUAUGUAAUGUUUUAUUGAGUUGAUAAAUGUUAAAUAUCUUUUCCAUA
Hydra vulgaris (swiftwater hydra) is the source of this 1611-nucleotide messenger RNA. RefSeq lists its product as uncharacterized. NCBI's taxonomy places the organism in Eukaryota, Metazoa, Cnidaria, Hydrozoa, Anthoathecata, Hydridae. The record is from RefSeq and is a predicted model, not a curated record.